AUGUCGACCGUCCCCUUCAGGGUCAAGGCCCUGUUCGAAUACUCUUCGCCCCACGAUGAUGAUUUGCAAUUCCCCGCCGGCGUCAUCAUCACUGUGACCGAUGAGGAGGAUGCCGAUUGGUAUGGUGGGGAAUACGUCGACGACUCCGGCUUCAAGCACGAAGGCAUCUUCCCUCGCAAUUUCGUCGAGAAGUUCGAGCCCCAGGCCCCGCCUCGCCCGACGAGAACGCGCAAGAAGGAGCCCGAGGUCACAUCUCCCGCCUCCGAGCCGAGCGCGCCAGCUCCCCCUCCCGCUCAGCCAGAGCCCCUGCCCGUCCAGGAACCCGAGGUUCAAGAGGAGCAACCUGCGCCGCCCGUCCCGGCUGCUCUCCCCGCCUCGCCCGAAGCUCCCGCAGCUCCCGAACCCGUGCCCGUGAAGGCACCCGAGCCUGUCCCUGAGCCGACCCCGGCUGCUCCGGCCCCGAAGCCUAGCGAGCCUCCUGCGGCAAAGUCGCCCCCCAUCGCCAAGGCAUCUCCUGCUCCAUCGAAGCCGGGACCGCCCCCGAAGCCUUCCAGCAAUGCAUUCAAGGACCGCAUUGCGGCUUUCAACAAGGCUUCUGCUGCGCCCAUCACACCUUUCAAGCCCAGCGGAUUGGCUGGCGGAACUGGUUUCAUCAAGAAGCCCUUUGUUGCUCCGCCGCCUAGCCGAAACGCAUAUGUCCCGCCUCCCCAGCAGGCCCCAAUUGCAAAGGUCUACCGGAGAGACGAAGACCCCGAGAUACAAGAGCGAGAGGCGGAAAACCAAGAGACUGCCGAGAAGGCGGCACCGGCUGCGGCUGCGACCGAGGAAGGCGAGGAUGCCCCGAAGCCGUUGAGUUUGAAGGAGCGCAUGGCCUUGCUCCAGAAGCAGCAGGUGGAGCAGGCCCAGCGCCACGCAGAUGCCGCCGCAAAGAAGGAGAAGAAGCGGCCCCCGCCCAAGAAGCGUACCGACAGCCAGGAGGCUACUGAGGAAGCCGGAGGAGCUUCGGCUGCGGUGCCCGAGAGCCAGGACGCUGACCAGGCGGCGGCGCGAAGCUCCAUCGACUCUCCUCGUAUGCCACCACCCGCACCCAGGCGCAAGUCCUCCCGAGGCCCUGCUGCCGAUGAUGGAAACGACGCCGAUAUGAGCGGUGCCGGCGAUACCACCGAAGGACAGGAAGACCUCACUGAGAGGGACGACAGCGAUGCGGCGCCGCGCCCCAUCCCCCGACCGCAAGUUGCGUCGCCUACCGAGACACGUCAAGAAGACGCACAGGAGGAGGAAGAAGAGGAAGAGGACGACGUGGACCCCGAGGUCCGCAGGAAGGAGGAGCUUCGUGCGCGAAUGGCCAAGAUGAGCGGCGGCAUGGGCAUGCAUGGCAUGUUCGGAAUCCCAAUGGGUGCACCGGCCCCGCCGAGGAAGAAGAAGGUCGAGAAGCCUGCUGAGGCACCUGCGGAGGAAGAGCGUGAGGAGGCAACGUCUCCUGUUGGACGCGUGCCGGUGCCGGGUAUGAUGGCAUUGCCGGGAAUGGGCGUCCCGAAGAGACAAGAGGAGCCUGUUGAGGCCGAUGAACCCGAGCGCCCUACUUCUUCCAGAGCUCCGCCACCUCCUCCGCGAACGGUCGAAGAGUCACAGGAGGAGGCCGUCACGAGCCCUGCUCCCACAUUGCCCGCUCGCGAACCCGCUGGUGCACCCCCUGUACCGGGGUCCAGACCUGCACCACCUGCAGUGCCGGCUGAGGGCCGACCUCCCACGGCUGGGCUUAAGUCUCCCAGCGAAGGUUCAGUGUCCGAUGACGAACUGUCAGGCGGUGCUCAAGAUACGCCGAGGCCCGAAGAAAGCACACGCGCCCCUCCUCCUCUGCCACCGGUCGCCACAGGUGCCUCCGUCCGAUCGCCGCCUCCUAUCCCAGGUAGCGAGUUCUCGCCAACUUCUCCUACCGGCGCUGCAAACAAGCGCAUGAGCAGACCCCCACCGCCUAUUCCUGGAGCCGCGCCAGCCAUUCCGCCUGCUCAAUCUCGACCGCCGCCUCCUCCUCCUCCAGGAGGGUCACUGAGUCGCCAGUCGACGCAGGACAUGCAUGUCGCGUCACCAAUUUCCCCUCCUAUUCGACCUCCUCAACAGGGCGAAGAGGAAGACGACGAGGUCACGGAGUACGAGGGCGACUACGACACCGACAUUGCCUCGUCGGUCCCGCAUAAGGAUGCCCUCAAGGCUCAUGCGCGAGACUCAAGCAUUGAGGAUAACACAUCCGUCAGAUCGCCCGUGUCUGAUGCUCCACCAUCAAUGCCACCUCCGAUCCCCACCGGUACCGCUCCCCGCGCCGUCCCGCCUCCUAUUCCUUCCCAGCCCCCACCCCCGCCUACCGACAAGCGACGAUCUGUGGAUGUUCCGCGCGGAGCUCCCCCGCCUCCGCCACCUGGGAAAGAGCCGCCCGUUCCUCAGCAGGAUGACGAUGAGUACGACCCAUACAACUAUUCAGCUCCCAGGCUGCCGUACCAACGCACGCCAAAGAUCGAGGAGGAGAGCUAUUUCCAAACCGAGUCGCCGCCUUUGCCUUCUCCUGCGCAGUCAAGAGGUCCCCCGCCGGCGCCCCCUACGGGCCGCGCUCGGCAGUCCUUGGAUGUCUCAAGAGCUUCCAUGUCUCAGCGCCGAUCUAUGGAUGCCUACAGACCCUCAGUCUCCGUCGAAUCUGGCUUUAUUGCUAACGAUGUGGACCUGGCGAAGCAAAGCGGAUGGUGGCGUCAGGAGAAGACUGUACCGCCUGUGUUCCAGGGAAGAAAGGACCUCUACUUUGAGACGGACGAGCAGACUCAGGGCUCUCAGGUCACGCGUACGAUCUAUGUCCUCUUCCAGGAUUACUCGCAGACGACUAUCACGGUUCAAUAUGACCAAAAUAACGCCGCGGAUGUCAUGAUUGACCAAAGACACGACUCGCCUCCUAGAGCCCUUCGCCAGGAUGAGCUGGAGCAGUCUUACGAGCGUUUUGGACGUCCGAUCGCUGACGCGGUCGCCUCUAAGAAGGAGACUGUUGUCGCCGACGGAACACCGCAGGGCCUGGUUCUCGAGCUCCUGAAGCCUUUUAAUGAUGUUCUUGCCCCUAUCGGUACCAGAGCAUACGGCGCUCUUGUCUAUUCCAACAUGGCCAACGCCUCAACGCAACAAAACGACCAAAUCCGUGCCGGAGACAUUAUCUCGAUCCGCAACGCCCGCUUCCAGGGUAAGCAUGGACCAAUGCACGCCAAAUACUCGAUGGAGGUCGGCAAGCCCGAUCACGUUGCCAUUGUCUCCGAGUGGGACGGAACCAAGAAGAAGGUUCGCGCCUGGGAGCAGGGCCGUGAGAGCAAAAAGGUCAAGGUGGAGAGCUUCAAGCUCGACGACCUGCGCAGUGGCGAGGUCAAGAUCUGGCGUGUAAUGCCCCGCAGCUGGGUUGGAUGGAACAGCCCGGCGUCUUAG
Molecule: messenger RNA, 3453 nt
Organism: Colletotrichum gloeosporioides
Lineage: Eukaryota; Fungi; Ascomycota; Sordariomycetes; Glomerellales; Glomerellaceae
Product: SH3 domain-containing protein C23A1.17
Exons: 3
Coding region: 1-3453 (1150 amino acids)
Biological process (GO): protein transport to vacuole involved in ubiquitin-dependent protein catabolic process via the multivesicular body sorting pathway
Cellular component (GO): ESCRT-0 complex
Molecular function (GO): protein binding
Source: RefSeq, a predicted model, not a curated record